Plasmodium inui San Antonio 1 is the source of this 1179-nucleotide messenger RNA. RefSeq lists its product as hypothetical. The transcript has 2 exons. The record is from RefSeq and is a predicted model, not a curated record. NCBI's taxonomy places the organism in Eukaryota, Apicomplexa, Aconoidasida, Haemosporida, Plasmodiidae. Gene Ontology annotation, biological process: pseudouridine synthesis. The coding region runs from base 1 to 1179 and encodes 392 amino acids. Gene Ontology annotation, molecular function: pseudouridine synthase activity; RNA binding.
AUGCUUUUCCUAAAGAGGAGGUUUUCCCAAGCGGGCAAGUCUACCCUUGACUUGAAGAAGUUAGUGCUGUACCAGGAUGACGACUACCUCGUGGUGGACAAGGCCUACGGAGUGUCCACCUUCGGGCGAGCCCCCCAAAAGGAGAGCAUAAUCAAAAGCCUGCAGGGGCUAAACCUAGACGAGCAUGAAAGCGCAAAUGUUUUGUACAAGCUGCAUAACCAUGUGGGGGGGUGCCUACUGAUCUGCAAAAAUAAAUUCAUAAAAAAUCACACCUAUGGGAAUACCUUCCUAGCAUUAGUCUACGGUCACGUGCAGAACGGACAGAAUGUAAAGGUCAAGUUAGGUCUCAAGUAUCUGCCCAAUUCGAGAAUAAUGAUCCCAUCAAACAGUCAGGAUCAUUUGAGAGACCUGAAGACGAUUAACUAUGACGUGAUAAGUAACACCAUUUCGUAUGAGGCCCAUAAGUUUAGUCUGAUCAAAAUUCAUACGUCAGCAAAAGACGCAAAAUUCAUAAAGCCGCUGGUUUUUUACUCGCUAUACACCUGCAUUGUAGGCGAUAAUGAGUAUGCUUCUAGAUGGAAGAAGCUGAGAAAAAAUGGGUUUUUCCCUUACCGUGAUGUGGGUGGGGAGGUGGAGAGAGCCAAUCAGUUGCUAGUGAAGAGGCUACCCCAUGUGGGAAAAAACAAGGAGCUGAUGCUACACCUGCAUUGCUUCAGUGUGACGUUCCAAUCGGCAUGCAGUCGAGUCGUAUAUGUAUCAUCUCCACUUCCCCGGCAUAUGCAAGAGACGCUGAACUUGUUGGGUGCGCCGUCACUAAGUCAGACGAUACAAACGCAGGUGGAGACGUCAAAUGAAUACUCCCGAAGGAUAAGUAAAGAAGUCAGUUCCGUUUCGCACGCGGAGGAAAGCGACGUUCCAGAGGACAGGUUGGCACAGAAUGGGAAGAAUUUCGAGAAAGACGAAGAUGAAGGUGAUGUGUUUUACGAUAUGAUGCAGGAUCAGGGAAGAAUGGAAAGAGAAAAUGAAGAACUGCUAAGUGCGAUAUACGGGCAGAAUGAGAGUAACGCCAGGGGGGAGGGGAAGAAGGGGAAACCUCGAUCCAGGCGGGGCGUGCUGGCCAAGGACGUCCACAAGUUGACUCCCGCCGAUGCGCCUAUCUUUUUCGCGGACACGCAGUGA